GUGGUGCUGCUGCUGGUGUAGACCAGUGACGCCGCUUGGACGCUGUGCUUAACAGCCGACUCGGCUCAUUGCGCGUCCAAACAUCGCGGCGUGCAGUUCGCCUCUUGGAUUCAACCGCAACUGUUUUUUCAUACUCGUAUUUCUUUAUUUCACGCUGCGUUGUAUCGCUUAGUUCAGUUCAUUUCAACUCGCUUAUUUGACAGCUGACAAUGUUUGUCGGUUGUGCGCGCAAGACCGCGUAAUUCAAGUGUCAACGUCGUUUAAAAAAAUUGGUGCUAUUUUUUUUUUCUUGCUGUUUCAAGACACAUUAAUGUGCAAAAUUGUUUAAUUGUGGAUUACUUAACGGCAUAUCAAUUAUGGCAGUGAAUGGCAGUAGAUGAGCGACUUCAUUAAGCGAUUAUUACAAAGUAUGUAAUAAAAUCAAUUGAAACAAGUCUAAUAAGUUGAAUAAGCGAGGCGACUGAAACAGCAACAAGCUGAGCUGCUUACAAACAAGUACAUAACUAAAAAAGUACACACAUAGUAAGAAAAAGUAAUAGAAACAACACUUAAUUGUGUGGUGGAAAAAAGUGAUCUACAGUGAUCUUAAAAGUGCACGCUUUGUGAAAUAGAAAAUCACAUUGAAGUGAUUUUUAUUUUUUUUCUAAUCAGUGAAAUUGUGUGAAACAAACGAGUGAUUAAAUUCUGCAGCCGCCGACUGUUGCAUUGCUUGUUGCAUCGCCUCCAAAAGAGUUCCAUUUGCAUUUUUAAUUCAAAGUUAACGAGCGCGCGCGCGCCAUCACUAAGUGAAAAUGGCCACCACAAUGCAACAUGCUGCACCACGACCACCACCAACAGCAUCCGCUACUUCGCCAACCUCUGCUGUGACUGCAAAUGGUUCAACAAAUCCCCAACUCAAACGCAUUGUCUACUCAAAAUAUCGCGAACUUUUGGGUUCAUACAACGGCAAGGCGAAUGCAAUUAUUGAAACGCUGCCCGCUUAUAUGGUGCGGGAGGAUCGUGGCUUUCAUUGUGAGCCCAAUAACAACAAUGCGCCAGUAGAACCCGUGGCAACGGCGACAGCAGCAAGAGCGGCAAAAGCAAUUAUAUCGCUGCCAGCAAUGGCAACAACAACUGCGCCUCAGUCAGCAACGGCUGCGCGAACAACGGCAGUGACCGUAGCCGAAGCAGCAACAUCGGCAGCGCCACCCACUAAUGGAACCUGUACAACGGCUGCGCUGCUGCGUCAAGUUGCUGCUGCGGCGGCGGCUGCUGCAGCGGCACAGGGUGAUCGUGUGAGCGAAUUGUACGGCGGCUCCGCAGCACAACGGGGCUAUGAGGCACCCGCUUGUGUGCAGAAUGCUAUGGUGACUAAAGACAAGAAACCCUUCACCUACACACCGGGCGGCAUUGAUCUCUCACAAAUCAAAUCGGAGCGCAUGGCCAAGCGUUUGGCGCGCAACGCCCAAGCCGAGGGCGCGACGGGUGCAUCACAGCUGAACAGACCGACACAGCCGCAAUCGCCGGGUGGCUGCAAUGCUGCCUCUCAAAUUGGUGCCGCCGGCAUGGGUAUGCCCUUCCAGGUGCUGCCACCGCCACCACCACCAGCGCCAAAUACAGCAGCGGGUAAGAAAUUUAAUGGCACAUCGGCACCGCCACCUCCACCACCACCUAGCUCCUCCUCCACAUUAGCACCACCACACAAUGGCGGUGGACCGGGCAGUGCGCCUGGUUCGCCUAACGCGCAACGCAAGUCGCCCACACCGCAACGCUUCGAACCGCCACCAAUGGGAUUCCGACCAGAAAUCAAAAUUCCGCCAAAUCCAAUGGCGGCCUUGCGCAAAGUACCACCGCCGGUGGAGAAGAAUACCUUCUGGAAGGAUGAAUAUGUGCGCGAACGCUCCAAGAGUCCCAUGGUGGGUGAAAAUGACAGAGCUAGCUCACCGAAUAACGGCGGUUAUGGUGAGCGUGCUCAAGUUAUUUUGAACAACAACAACAGCAACAACGAUGUCAACGAACAUGUCGAUGGUUACAAGAAACCAGUAACGACUACCCAACAACCUGAACUGAACUGCAGCAACAACUCCACUCAACCACAGCAGUACACACCAACUCCGCCCACGUACUCCCCACAAUCGUAUCAACCACUGCAACAGCAGCAGCCUCAAUACGCCAACAAUGCAACACCACCAUUGUCGGCCUCAACUCCACCACAACAACAGCAACAACAAUCGCCAAGAAAUGAGUUCCGCAGUGUCGCCCCACCGCAAUCGCCUAUCACAAAUGUCUACACACGGCAAACGGAUAGCCCACGCGCUGAUGCCGGCACUCCAACACAGCGCGCCACUGAAAGUCCCUUCAGAUAUGGUGGUCAGCAGCAGCAGCAGCAGCAGCCACAACAACGUGCUGCACCAGCUGUAUCACCAUUGGCUCAACAGCCACAACAACAAUCGCCAAAGCCGUACGCGCCGUCACCAACAGCAAUACAAUCAACAUCAACCAACAAUUCUCCCAACUCACAGCCAUCAGCACAAACUGUGCCUUGGCGCAAUCAACGUACUCCGACGCAACAACAACAACAACAGCAGCAGCAGCCGCAAUCGACAGCAAUAUAUAACAAUGUGUCGCCACAGCAGCAGCAGCAACAACUCACUCAACAAGCUCCAGCAGCAUAUCAGGGUCCAAAGCCGACCAAUGUCGGCUCCCUCUACAUCGCACCAUUGGCGCCACCAACUGAACCGCAAGCACCGAGUGUUGUGCGUCAAUUUCAGCAGCAACAGCAACAACGUGAAUCACCAAUACGUCAAAUACCACAACAACAACAGCAACAACAAUCGCAGCCAAUGCGCUCAACCGUGCCUUGGUUGAGCAGCAAACCCAAAGCGAAUGAGCAACCCGAAUGGGCGCGUCCUGAAGAGAAUGGCAAUGUGGUGCCAUCGUCGUUGCAUCGCAUGAAGUCGCCACCACCACCAGCAAUGACAGCACAACAGUCACAAGUGCAACAGCAACAGCAACUAGCACAACAACAACAGCAACAGCAGCAGCAGCAGCAGCAGCAGCAACAACAAUUGUACUAUCAACAGCAGCAACAACAACAAAAACCACAAACGCAACACUAUGGCUAUCAGCCCGAGCAGGGUAAUGGCUUUGCCGCAGCAACGCCAGCGAAUUUCGGUAGUCAAGGUGUUGGAAGCACUGGAUUGCGUUUGCAAAUCAAUGCCAACAAUGCCAGUAGUGCGCCAAAUCAACAAACUGGCCCAAGGGAACGCAUUAUACCCAUACAAUUGGAGCAGACACCGACCAAUACGCCACAACAACAACCGAAAUUCAAUGUCAGCUAUGGUGGCGUUAACAAUGCACCGAAUAACUUUGUGGUUCGUUCGCCAAAUCAGUUCGUUGAUCAGGGCUACAACAAUUAUCCAACAGCGACUGGCACACAGCAGCCCGCGUCGGCUGCUGCUGUCAAUGCGCAGCGCGUAAUGUCACCAACACAGCAAUUAAAUGCACCACGCAUUGUACAACAACAACAGCAAUAUACAAAUAAUAAUGCUGGUAGCGCCGGCAACCGCUCACGCAUCAUACCCAUCACCAUGGAGGGUGGUGCUGGCAGUGAGGGCACACGCGGCCCGAUUUCACCAUCGCCGAUCAUUUUGCAAAACAACUCGCCCACUUCUUCUAGCGAUCCACGCUCGUCACCCAUACAAUCGAAAUCCUUUAGAAUUUUGCAAAAAAUCACUGAUACUAUUGACGACAGUAGAGGGGAUGAUAAGAAAGUGGAAAACAAUACGGAUGCAGAGCCCCAAUUGCAGCGCCCACAAUAUGCGAGACAAAUGAGCGCCCAACAGGCGCGCCAACAACCGAAUGUGGAACAAAUGAGACGCAUGCAAAUCACACAAGAUUCGCAACAGCAGCAGCAGCAGCAACAACAACAACCGUCACAAUCGCCACAGACAUGGAAUCAAGGUAAUGCUUCGAAAAGCACUCUACCACGCACCAUUUACAACAACUUCAAUGACAUGCCACAACCAUAUGUCCAUCCCAGUGAACAACAAGUACCCGAACCGAAAAAAUAUACCGGUAGCGCAAUACCAAGUCGAUCAUUUAAGAUUUUGCAAGCGAUGACAACACCGGAAAACGCUGCCGAGUUGGCAGCCUCAGAUUGUGUUGAAUCGAACGAAAAUCCUUUGCAAGCUGAUGAAAAUCAAAGCAAACAAAUUGAUAAUCAAAAUUUUACAGCAAAUAAUAUGAAUGAAAAUAAUGAAGACACUUUCGAAAUUACCAACACACCUACCACACAUCACCCGACCAGCACCACAUCAUCCUCAUCCUCCAUUUCAUCGCUUAGUUCUGAGUCCUACCCUCAUUACAUGCCCAAACAUGCUUAUCCGCCCUAUGGCUAUCCAUAUCCCUAUCCCUGGUAUCCACCACCAUCACACAUGCCAACCACUAAUGGCGAAGCUUACCCGCCAUGGCCAUAUGGCUACAAUAUGCCACCACCGCCCACUAACAGUGACCUCCCUGGUGGUAAUGCCGCUUAUCCCACCCAUCCACCACAUCCAUAUCCCUAUUACUAUCCUUACUAUCCACCACCGCCACACUCUGUCCCUCAUAUGCAACCUACACACCCCGCCCAAAACACAAAUGAAUUCGAUUCGCAAAAUGCUUAUCAUCACCACUACGAUGCAAAUGCAUCCGCCGCCGCGUCCACGUAUCCUGCUUACGUGCCGCCGCCAUAUCCCUAUCCCUACCCGGUUGCACCCAGCUAUAGUCCGAGCCCAGCAUCCAGCCGUGACAGCAGCGUAUUGCCCGACAUCAUUGUCACGCCCAGCACCGAUGAUAUGCCCUCUCAGGUUAUAUUACAGCACCACAUUAAAGUUGAGAAACGUGAUGUGCCAAAACGGAAUGAUGCCGUGGAAAUCGAAGAGGUCGCAACUAGCGGCAAUGCGCUCAAAGCGAAAGCCAUGCGUCGCGAAGAACGCGAGGGUUCUGUAGUCGAUAUAUUGACACAACGUCUGGAAGACAUGUCUAAAGUGGUCGAGCAAAACCUGAAUAUGAGCAAGGAUGUGGAGAAGAACUAUGCAGGCGAGCGUGAUAAGGAGUUUGGCGAGAAGUCACCAACGGAUAAUGCUUCCCCUGUGCCUGCACAAAUUGUCACUCUAGCUUCGGAAACGGAAGUGAGUUCAGACUAUGACAGCAGUAGCAGCGACGAUGAAGAGGACUCUGAUGUGACGCCUAAAUGUGUUGAGCCUAAUGGGCUACAAGCCAUAAAAUCUGUAAGCAAUAUACAGAUCUAUAAGCAUCGUAAAUCUCACACAAUUGAAGCAGACGAUGAAGAUGACGUCACCACAGCUGAUGGCGAAAGCGAUGUAUUCGAUGAGGAAGACCAGGAUGAUGAAGAUGCGGUCGAGGAGAUUGAGUUGGAUGAAUGCAUUGAGGACAACGACGACAUGGAUUAUGAUAAUUUAAGUGUUAUCUACGAAGAGGAGAGCGAGCUGGAACGCAGCAGUGAGAAGCCGAAUACGAUUAUUUUUCGUGAAGGCUCUAGUGUUAGCGACGCUACAACUGUCGAUCGAGAAGAUGCAGUUGAGCAGCAGAUUGAAGAAAACGACAAUAAUGAUGAAACGGAAGAGGACUCCACCUCGGUUACGGUGCGUCUGCCGCUAAAGUUCUCAUUCAAUGAUGAGAAUGUAGCCACUGUGGAGGUGGGCAAGUCGCAAAUCGAGGAGAAACGGCAUAGUAUCUCCUCAGAGGGCAGACGUAGCUCGUUUAUUGUCGCAAAUCCGAAACUCGACUCUGACGAGGAAGCGCAAGAGUACGAUGAUGAUUGCGAGGUGAGCGUCACUAUCAGCUUGAGUGGCUCCUCACGUUCCGGCUCAGUAGAACGUAUACCGGAGAAACGCCGCACCUCAGCGGCAUAUCCCAUCGAAGAGUUGCCAACACCGGAACCCAAAGCUGAUCCUAUUGGAUCUAGCAGCGAAGAUGUCUCAGUCUCAUUUUCAUUGAAUAUGCGCAAUAAAUUUAUGGGUGAGACAAUUGACAACAAUUUGACCAACAAUAUCGCAGACAUUAAAAACGAACGCGCUAAAAUUGACAAAAUGGAAGAGGUAAAAGAAACCGAUAUCAGCAAGAAGAAAGUGGCAGAGGCUAAGGAAAGCGUGGCGCAAGUAGUGGCGUCCGAUGACUUAGAUUUCUUUGCUACGUUGCGUGCAACCAAACUACAAGCCCAGAAAAUGAUGGAGCAAUCGGCAAGCUAUUGGGGGAAAUCAACGGAGAAGCAGCAGCCAACAACGGAAACCGUAAACCAGGAAGAAUCUUUCGCCACUAAGGUUGAAGAAGAGGCAGAAGUGGAGAUGGAGGACAUUUGGGCCGGAAAUGAAGACGACCUACCAAAGCCGGUACCAAAAUUAAAACUACCAGCCGCGCUAGCUGACGCCAAAGAAAACUUUUGGGCAACAUUUGCGGCGGCUACUCGGAAGACACAUGAACAAAUUGAGGAAGCUGAGGCGGAAGAAGCGAAGGUGAAAACUGCUGGAACCGAAGUCAAAAAUGUGCCUGAGGCCAAAACCAAAAAGGCAGCUGAAGCUGAGGCCGAAGCUGAGAAUGAUAAAGAAGAAGUUGACUUCUGGGCUGAGAUAGAAAAAUCGAAGGAAAAUAAAACGACUACUACAGAAAAGAAGGUUAAGACAAGCGAACUCUUACGCGAGGAUAUACAUGAGGUCCAUUAUCAACCAAAAAUAAUGACGUCGCAAGCCGAAAUAUUGCCGACAGUGCUACAAGCUGAUGUCUACUCUCCGGCCGAAGAAGAACUGGAAGAUGAUGAAACAAGUGAAAGCGUUGAGGACGACUCUGAGGAAGAAGUAGAAGAAUUUACUGGCCAAAAAGCGGAAGAAUCGGAGGAGGAAGAAGACUUUUGGGCAUCUGUUGAAAAGGCUAAAACUUCAAUAGCCACCACAAAAUCUGUCAAACCAAUCGCUACGGUAGAAGUACAUUCAACAGAAGCAGUUGCAGAUGAUAACGAUUAUUGGGCUAAUAUCGGGAAGAGUAAAGAAAGUACACAGGAAAUUAAAAACACUUUCGACCCUACACUCUAUCCCGAGGAGCCUCGCGAAGUUGAUACAGACGAAGAGAUCGAUUUCUGGGCAGAAAUCGAGGCUAAAAACCGAAACACAGAUGACGUGAACUUUUACAAAGCUGCAUCGUUCUGGGCUAGCCGCGAGCGCAAGAAUUCAGUUGAUGAGACACCCUACACGAAGGUGGUACCUAAACCCUUCACAGCCAACUUGCCUGAGGAGCCAACUGUGGAUGUGGGCCUUUGGGCAGCACUCGAAGCUGCAAAGGGUGUAGAGCCCGAGUACAUUGAUCCAAUUGUAGAGGAAGAGAAGACUUUAGCUUCGCAGUUCAAUAAACUACCUCAUGACGAGGAAGUGAUUUCAGAUAAUGAAGAAGAUGUCCAUGCGAGCACGAGUGAUAUUUGGGAGAUAGCUUCUUUGCAUGAGCCAGCUGUAGUAAACGUUUGGGAACCGCCAAUAGAGAUCAAAGAGUUCAAUAAACCCUACGAAGCCUUAGAGCAAUGGAUACACGAUAACGAUGGGGAUGAAAAUGUUCUCGAAGAGAAGAAAGAGAGCCCGCGGAGCGACGCGGCGGGCGAAGGAGAUGAGGCCAAUAUAAAGCGCAAUAAUUACCGCAAGGCAAUGGCUUUCUUCACCACCUCCAUUGACGAGCAGAAGGAAGCAAGCGCUGAGCGGCAAAUAAAAAGAGGACGUACGUCUAAUAGAAACUCGUUGAUCGAGCGCGAAAAUGUGAAUUUGAGUGAGCAAGAGAGCAUUGAGGGCGCUGUUAAUAAUUACUACACAACAACAGUUACACAGAGUGCAAUAAGAGGUAAGAGCGUUGGGCCCGAAAGCGUUUGCAAAGCACCAAGCUUACAAACCAAAGUAAGAGGUCGCAGUGUUGGGGUCGAAAUGCCUCCUAACACAGUAUGCGUUGAUACAACUGCGCCGGUUGGAGAAAUCACUGAAGUUGGCGCCGACCGCAGCGCCACACCAACCAACUACAGGAAGCAGGAAUUACCUGCAUUGUACGUUGAACCGAUUGUGGGAAAGAAACUUCUGCCCAAUGGCUUACCCGACUUAGGACUCCAGAAAGAGGAGUCGAAAAUCUCAGUGCGCGAUAGGAUUUCUGCUUUUGAAACAGGUGAUGUCGAGUCACCAACAAAAUCGAAAAAUUCCGAUAGUAAAAUUCACUCACUCUCUGUCGAGAGUUAUACACGCAAAGGCUCACUUUCACGUAACAGUUCACAGCGCUCUGAAUCCGAAAUGGAAGAAGAUGACUCCGGUGUUACCGACAUGAACAAACCACUUUCAGAAACCGACACAGAGUCGGAAAGCUUCCCCGAGUUGCGUAAAAUGAGCAGCUACCAGCGUGCCGCCACACAUUCCAGACUCUUCAAAUUGCUGCAGGACGAGAACGACCCACUCGAUGAUGACAAGCUCAGCAAAGAGCUCGCCGAUGAGUUCCAAUUCAAGCCCAGCCGACGUAAGAUUGUACACAAUGUGUCCAUCACACGUCGACAAAACCCAAACGCGCUCUCCGACGCUGAAACCAUGUCGCAACGACGUGAACGUCUGUCGUUGCCUUUGCGUAAGAACACAAGCAUAGACGCCGACAAUCCAUCGACGCCCAACAGUCCCGCCUCACCUAUCAUGGGUCAGCCGUCCAGCAGUCGCGCCGUAAGCGACAAGCUAGUCAAUGAAUUGGUACAGAGUUUGCUGUUGAAGCGCGACAGCAGUCAUUUGCGUCAAAUGCCUAUGGAGAAGCUGCAGGCAGCUGCCAAGCGAGUGCUAGAAGAAGAGCUCGAUUCGCUGGAAAAUACAUCGGUGGAGACCACACCGGCGCCCACGCCAAGCGACGAGCUGAAAGCGGACAAAAGCUAUGCCGACUACUAUGAUACAUGGUCGAAAGCGAAUGGCAAGCCCGAUUCGUUGCCACCACCGAAAGCGUAUCGCGCUUUGCAAGAUACGUCGCGACGCAGUCCCUGGUCGGUGCGUUGUCCACGCGUACUCAGUUCGAAAACGAUAAACCGCGAUUUGGCGCGUGUAACCGAAUCGCCUGAGAUCUUUACAUCAAAUAGCAAAAGUCCGGAUUGCGUGUCGCAGUCACGCGAGGGCUCAGUGACGCGUUGGCGCAAAGUCUAGCAACGGGCAGGGUGAGGGGUUGGCAGCACGUAAGGAUGAGUGACGCCGAAAAUGGGGGAGAACUAAAUAUUUAAAAUAGGAAUUAAGGGCUUAACUUUAAGAAAACGUAACGGUGAUGCAAAUUAAAAUUUUGAAAUCCAAAUUAUGAAAAGAUAAAAAAAAUCCUGCGGUGCAUGGCACCAAAAACCAAACCAUAAAUGUGGUUUGUCGCGACAGCCGAGCUGUAGGCGACAAACAGCCGCAUUAUCGAAUGGAAGAAAUUUCAGAGAACUUUUUUAACUGGGUGGGUAGCACCAACUCGCACAGGUCAACAACCCAACACUGCCUUUUUGUACUCAGUUAAUAAAAUUUAAUCUAAAAUUACAUAGAAAAGUGAAAGUAUGAGAUGCUGUUAAUAUUUUGUAAAUACUAUAAAUAAUCUUAAAUUCAAAGCAUACAAUUUUUGAUUCAUUUGAUUAAAAACAUUUUUUUAUUUUUGUGAGAAAAAGCGUACGCAGCUCCUGGCAGAUUUUGAAUUUUGACGAAUCAUUCAUUUUCUAUAAAUAACCCAACAACACGCAAAUAAAUCAUGCACAUAAAAGAAAACUCAUUUCUGCUAAACAAUCACAAUCGUGUAAAAAAUAAGCAUAAAUAAAGGAAAACCAACAUAAAAAUUUUAAAAUACGCAAAAUUUCGAAAAAAAAAAUCUGUUUGAAAAGCACAGUCAUUACGCCGAAAGUUAUACAAAGAAAAAUCGUUCAUUCGUUCGUUCGUUCGUUCGUUACCUCAGUGCAUACAUACAUACAUACAUACA
Rhagoletis zephyria (snowberry fruit fly) is the source of this 9966-nucleotide messenger RNA. RefSeq lists its product as uncharacterized. Lineage: Eukaryota; Metazoa; Arthropoda; Insecta; Diptera; Tephritidae. The record is from RefSeq and is a predicted model, not a curated record.